Molecule: messenger RNA, 1280 nt
Organism: Pleuronectes platessa (European plaice)
Lineage: Eukaryota; Metazoa; Chordata; Actinopteri; Pleuronectiformes; Pleuronectidae
Product: transcription factor HES-2-like
Exons: 2
Coding region: 1-456 (151 amino acids)
Biological process (GO): anterior/posterior pattern specification; regulation of neurogenesis; regulation of transcription by RNA polymerase II
Cellular component (GO): nucleus
Molecular function (GO): protein dimerization activity; DNA-binding transcription factor activity, RNA polymerase II-specific; RNA polymerase II cis-regulatory region sequence-specific DNA binding
Source: RefSeq, a predicted model, not a curated record
AUGAAGGCAGCAGAGAUCAGAUUGUCUCUACACAGACCUCUACAGCACAGAGAUCCACACAUGGCUCCUACAAUCACUGCAGCAAUGACCAACUCUCAGGAGCAUCUGACUCGGAGCCACAAGCUCAGAAAGCCUCUGGUGGAGAAGUUACGCAGAGAGCGAAUCAACAGCAGCAUCGAGCUGCUCAAGUCUCUCCUGGGUCCAGAGUUCCUCAACCAGCAGCCAGACUCCAAGCUGGAGAAAGCAGACAUCCUGGAGAUGACCGUUUGCUUCAUGACACAGCUGCUGCAGCAGAACCAGCAGCAGAGAAGACUGAUGAAGCAUGUCAACAAGCUGCAGUCUUCCUCUGAGGAGAAGCUGAGAGAGGCUGACUUCUCUCCUCUGAGCUCCACAGUCCACAGCAGCAUCAACAAAGACAAGAGUCCAGUCAGCAGCGCCCCCUGGAGGCCGUGGUAGACUCCUACAGACUGGAGUUACCAGCAGACAAACUGGGACGAGCUCAGUGGUCAGAGACGACUGGAAGUGAAUUCCAUGACAUGUAAGGACUUGUUCUUCUGUAUGAACAGAGACAUGUAUUUGUGUGUUGGACGUUUCCUGAGGAAAGAAGCAACAAUAUCUUUCAAGUGAAGAAAGAAAACAUCUUGUCAUGCAUGUUGCAUGAAUCACAUCUGAUUGCAUCAGCAAUUAUUAUCACCCCUCACUGUGUCAGUGAUGUAUCAUCAUAAGGUUUGUUACCUGUUGAUUAACAUUGAUCUUUGCUGUGAAAACAUCUAAAUGUUCUUUUUGUGGACGUGUUUUCAUCAGGAUUUUAACUUUGAAUUUCUCUGUUCAGUCAAAAAUGAUCUGUUUUAAGAUCCAAACGUUUAUUUCAUUUUCUUUAUGAACGAGAACAUCUUGUCAUGCACGUUGCAUGAAUCACAUCUGACUGCAUCAGCAGUUAUUAUUUUACCUCACUAUACUUCAUGUAAUUGUAUUAUAUCAUCAUAUGAUAACAUUGUUAACUAUUGAUCAGUAUUGAUCAUUGUCAUUAGAAGAUAUUUGUCCUUUUUAAAGUUUUAAUUGGACUUUACUUUAAUCUGUGUGAUUAAUCACAACUGAUCUGUUGUAAGAUCAAGAUUCUUUCUUUUGUGAAGGUUUUGUUUAAUCACAGUUUCCUUGUGAUACAUUUGUUCUCCGUUGUGCGUCAUGUGUUCCUAACAUUGAAUCAAUAGUAACAAUGUUUCCUGUUGAAUAGUUUUGAUCAUGUUGAUCAUAAUCUUCAUUGUCCUGAUUUGGAUAUU